Molecule: messenger RNA, 994 nt
Organism: Cornus florida
Lineage: Eukaryota; Viridiplantae; Streptophyta; Magnoliopsida; Cornales; Cornaceae
Exons: 3
Coding region: 86-706 (206 amino acids)
Source: RefSeq, a predicted model, not a curated record
UCCCCACAACGCUAUUUAAACACCAUCCCGCCUUUACUCAACCUACCCACCAUUAUUUCAUACCACUCGCCACUACAUAACCACCAUGAAAUCUUCUUCUUCUUCAAUUCUCUCUGAAUCUGAACAAGAACAACUCAUACACAAACUACAAAUCUUCAAGAUCCAUGGCAGAGAUAAGCGUGGCCACAAGCUUCUUCUCGUCACCGGAAAACUCUUCCCUGCGAGACUGGUGACGGUCCAAGUGUUGAACAAGUAUUUGGAGGAGAAGGUAUUGCCUAAAUUUGGAGACGAGCCUUUCUCUUUGGUGUAUCUGCACGCAGGUGUUAAAAAAUGCGAGAAUUUUCCUGGAAUCUCGGCCCUCCGAUCAAUCUAUGAGGCCAUUCCGAUCAACGUCAAGGAUCAGAUUCAAGCGGUUUAUUUCCUACACCCGGAUUUACAGUCCCGACUCUUCCUCGCCACCUUCGGUCGUCUCCUUUUCAGCGGAGGGUUGUACGGGAAACUGAAAUACCUGACCAGGUUGGAGUUUCUGUGGGACCACGUGAGGAGGAACGAGAUCGAGAUACCUGAUUUCGUGCAUGAUCAUGAUGAAGAGUUGGAGUACCGUCCGAUGAUGGACUAUGGGUUGGAGAGUGAUCACCCGAGAGUCUAUUGUGCGCCAAUGGUGGACUGCCCAGUUCCUACCUACUCUAUGCGGUAUAUUGCGUAGGGAACGCUGUGGGGACUAACUUGCGCCGUGAUAUUUUCGGAUUAUAAUAUUGCGGUGUCUUAAAGUUGGAUAGGAUUGUCUUUUCCGUUUUUGUUGUGGGAGUUUUUAGGAAGAGUGCUCGUCUUGUAAAUAUAAAAAUAUGAGUUGAAUGAAAAGACAGUGUAUGAUAGAGUUUGGUCCUAAAGUGCAAAAUCAGAGUGUUUGGUAAAAAAGAAAAGUUAAAGAAAGAUAGUCCCGAUUGCUUUAUUCUCCAAUCAUCAAAGGUCUCUUUGGCUUUUUUAUUUUGGA